CUCGUGACAGAGUCACGUGAGCGGCCCGCAGCGUGACGUGACAUCAGCUGACUGCGGGCAACAGAGGAAGAAGACAAAUCCUCCGCCGACCUUCAUUUUGGUGAAUUUCUCCGGUUGUUCCGCAGCUUUCCUCCCCGACAUGGCGAGUCAGUCUCAGGGCAUCCAGCAGCUGCUGCAGGCCGAGAAGAGAGCGGCCGAGAAGGUGGCCGAGGCCCGCAAACGUAAGAACCGGCGUCUGAAGCAGGCGAAGGAAGAAGCUCAGGCUGAGAUCGAACAGUAUCGACUGCAGCGGGAGAAAGAGUUUAAGACCAAAGAGGCGGCGGCCCUUGGUUCCCAUGGCAACAGUGCGGUGGAGGUGGACCGCGACACCGCUGAGCGAAUGGGUCGUAUCCAGGCCAGUUACCGUGGUAACAGGGAGGCGGUGCUGGGCGAGCUGCUGAGACACGUCUGUGACAUCAAGCCAGAGUUUCAUGCCAACUACCGUGUCGCCGGCUGAGGGGGCGGGGUCACGAAACGACAUAGGCGGGGGUAACUCGGGGGGCAGGGCAAACAGAGGAGACAUGGACGCUAGCAUCAUUAGCAUCAUAGCUUCAAUCAUAGCUAAAGUUUUUGUGACUCAAACAAAAUUGAAAUUCUCCUAGAAGUUUUUAUUUUGAACGGUGCAAAGUUCAUAACUUCCUGUUUCCUGCUCCGAACAAAGAAGAGAACGUUAAUAAAUGUUGUUACUGUGUUGAUGUUUACCAAAUAUUUAUAUCAGAAUUAAGUUUUGUUCCUGAAUCUAACAAAAUAAGUCUUUCUUCACUGGUUCUCUGUCAGCCAAUCAGCUGUCAGUUUAAAACAAGAGUAAAUCUGAUUCAAUGAGCUGAUUGGUUGUUUGUCUGUGAAUGCUCUCCUCCAAUCGCCUGACGAACAUGAAAGGCUUUUAUUGUGAAACUCUUGUACAUUACCAUAGUGUGUUGGUUGUUUCCUGUGUGUGACCAUGUGACUUCCUGUUGAUGUUUGUGAGGCGAUGAUGACCAACAGAAAACAUUAAACUGAAUGAUGAUUGGCUGACACUGUGUCGUGCUGCUCUGUGAUUGGCUGAAGGUCUUCUCAAGGCGGUCUUGACAAGUCCUUGAGAGACCUCUGUGAAUUUGAGGGCAGGUCCUUGAAAAGAUUGCAGAUGCAGCCUAUAAUCUGUAGAGUAACUAGUUACUCAAGUAAACAAAUAAAUGUUUCACAGUCACCUGCUCUGUAUGUGGUGUAAUCACAUUACUGCUGUGUUGUAGAAGUAUUCACAGUCAUGCUUGAAUAAAAGUAAACAUGUA
This is a messenger RNA of Acanthopagrus latus (yellowfin seabream), 1307 nucleotides long. It is a transcript of the gene atp6v1g1, whose product is annotated as ATPase H+ transporting V1 subunit G1. Gene Ontology annotation, cellular component: vacuolar proton-transporting V-type ATPase complex. The record is from RefSeq and is a predicted model, not a curated record. Bases 140 to 496 code for a protein of 118 amino acids. Gene Ontology annotation, molecular function: proton-transporting ATPase activity, rotational mechanism. The transcript is spliced from 3 exons. Gene Ontology annotation, biological process: proton transmembrane transport. Lineage: Eukaryota; Metazoa; Chordata; Actinopteri; Spariformes; Sparidae.